This is a messenger RNA of Sphenostylis stenocarpa, 2049 nucleotides long. The record is from the annotation of a GenBank genome assembly. Lineage: Eukaryota; Viridiplantae; Streptophyta; Magnoliopsida; Fabales; Fabaceae.
AUGCUAUACUCUCUAAUCCGCUUCCGCCGUUACGCUUCUCCGCACUCUCCCCUUCUUCGUCUUUCUGUCAACAGUUUCUCCUCAGCCGUAGCUGCCAUGGUUGCUCACGCGAAGGACGACGCCUACCUUCAGGCGGCGAUUCCGAAGCGCAUCCAUCUGUUCGAGACUAUCCAGGCGGAGCAGCGUACGCAGCGCCUCUCGCUGUCGCCGGAUCCUAUCAAGGUCACUCUCCCCGACGGUGGCGUGAGGGAGGCGAAGAAGUGGCUCACGACUCCGCUCGACGUGGCGCGUGAAAUCUCGAAGAAUUUGGCUAACAACGCGCUCAUCGCCAAGGUCAAUGGCGUGCUCUGGGACAUGACGCGCCCGUUUGAGGAUGAUUGCCAGCUCCAGAUCUUCAAGUUCGACGAUGACGAAGGACGCGACACGUUUUGGCACUCAAGCGCGCACAUUCUCGGCCAGUCUCUUGAGACGGAGUAUGGAUGCAAGCUCUGCAUUGGGCCUUGCACUACAAGAGGAGAGGGAUUCUAUUAUGAUGCGUUUUACGGUGACUUGGGUCUCAAUGACGAUCACUUCAAGCAAAUUGAAGCUGGCGCAUUGAAGGCUGUUGCGAUUGAGAUCAUCAAUGAUUUGCCUGCCGACAAAACUAUCACGGUGUACAGAUGUGGUCCCCUGGUUGAUUUGUGUCGCGGACCUCAUAUACCUAAUACAUCCUUUGUCAAAGCAAUUGCAUGUUUAAAGGCUUCGUCAGCAUAUUGGAGGGGGGACAAAGAUCGUGAAAGUUUACAGAGAGUUUAUGGCAUAUCUUAUCCUGAUCAGAAGAGUUUAAAGGAAUACUUACAUCGGCUGGAGGAGGCUAAAAAGUAUGAUCACAGGAUUUUGGGUGUGAAACAGGAGCUUAUUCUUCAUCAUGAAUGGAGCCCAGGAAGCUGGUUUUUUCUUCCACAUGGCACUCGGAUCUACAACAAACUCAUGGACUUCAUUCGAAAUCAGUACAGAGACAGGGGUUAUCAAGAGGUCAUAUCUCCAAAUGUAUUUAACAUGGAUCUGUGGGUGCAAUCCGGUCAUGCUGCAAAUUAUAGAGAGGAUAUGUUUAUCUUAGAGAUUGACAAACAAGAGUUUGGGUUGAAACCAAUGAAUUGCCCCGGGCACUGCCUGAUGUUUAAACACAGGGUUCGAUCAUAUCGAGAACUUCCUCUCCGUUUUGCUGAUUUUGGGGUUUUGCAUCGGAAUGAGGCUAGUGGUGCCCUAAGUGGAUUAACACGCGUUAGGAGAUUUCAGCAGGAUGAUGCACAUAUUUUCUGCAGGGAGUCCCAGAUAAAGGAUGAAGUGAGGAACGCCUUGAAUUUCAUCAAUUAUGUCUAUAACAUAUUUGGUUUCACAUAUGAGCUGAAGCUUUCAACGAGACCAGAGAAAUACCUAGGAGAUAUUGCAACUUGGGAUAAGGCUGAAAGUGCUCUUAAAGAAGCUUUACAUGAUUUUGGCAAGCCAUGGCAGUUGAAUGAAGGGGAUGGGGCAUUUUACGGACCAAAGAUAGACAUCAGUGUGUCUGAUGCAUUAUGUAGGAAAUUCCAGUGCGCAACAUUGCAGCUUGACUUUCAGCUUCCAGAUCGUUUUAAGUUGGAAUUCUCAGCUGAGGAUGAAGCCAAAAUUGAGAGACCUGUAAUGAUACAUAGAGCAAUUCUAGGAUCAGUUGAGCGCAUGUUUGCCAUACUUUUAGAGCACUACAAGGGUAAAUGGCCCUUCUGGCUCAGUCCUCGUCAAGCAAUUGUAUGCCCUGUGUCUGAAAAAUCACAAUCCUAUGCACUGCAGGUGCGAGAUCAGAUCCACCAAGCAGGGUAUCACGUUGAUGCUGAUACGACUGACAGGAAGAUUCAAAAGAAGGUGCGAGAAGCACAAUUAGCACAAUAUAACUACAUAUUGGUUGUCGGAGAGGAGGAAGCUAACACUGGACAGGUGAGUGUACGAGUUAGAGACAAGGCAGAUCAUAACGUUAUGAGUAUUGAGAACCUACUCAAACAUUUCAGAGACGAAGCUGCAGCUUUCCAUUGA